UGGCAGUGACAGGGAGCAGGGACAGACCUGCAGAGCUGCCCCUCGCGCAGGGGACCUGGCCUUAGCAGUCAACAUCUAAAUUCCUGUCUUUAAAAGCAGGUCAAAAGCCCAACCCUGCUGACGUAAGGAGCUGGAGGAUAAAUGCUUUGAGGACUGGGAGAAGGUUUUUGCUUCCCAGGCCUUGGGAACCUGGUUGGGUGGAUCUGGUGGAGCCAGGGCUGAAAUUUGGGGUGCAGCCCAUGGGGGAAAGCCCCACAGCCAGCCCGGGGAGCCUGAGCUGGCUCAGAUGGGUUUGGGGCAGCAGGAAACCCACCCGCAAAGCCAGCUUGAGCAUCUGCAGUCCCUCGUACCCUAGGCAGGAGGAGCCAGAGCCAGGCUGGGGCUGCCGGAGCCGCAGGGGCUCCAGGGAGAGGGGGAAUUACAUAGAGAAAAGCAAAAUUCAUCCCCAUAAUUAACCUGUGCUGAAAAUAAUCAGUGGCUAAUUUUAUGUCUUUAUGAUUGCCUUUUAACUGCGACUUAUUAAAAGACAGGGAGAAAGAAGAUUAUGUCCUGGUGGGAGGAUAAAUGAGCGUUACCAUAGCAGCCAGGGGAUGCUGCAGCACAGCUCGGGCCGGCUGGACCACAAACCGCAGCAGAAACCCGGGGCUGGCCAGGGCACUGUGACCCAGCCGAGCCGACAGCCUGGGAAGUCAAAGAGGAUAGAUUUAAGUUAUCGGGCCAAAGCCAGCGAGUCAAUAUUUAGCCUGGACACGGAGCCCAGCCCUGUGCAGCCGGACCCCUGUCCAUCACGCUGCUCCACUGCCCUCCGCAGCUCUUUUCCCUCUGCCUGGUCUCACAGCCGGAUCGUGUUUCCCUCCGUCCCAGAGACGCUUUUAUCAGUCUCAGGGCAGGGAGAAGCUGGGAUUUUUGGGGGGUUUCAAGGGAUUAGGAAAGAAUUUGCCUCUGGGAAUCUCUUUCCUCCAUCUGCGUGGGAUAAAUUGUGCGAUGGCCAUGGAGGCUUUGCAGCUCGGUGGGGAACUGCUCAGAUCUAAACAUGUGGAGGCAAAAACCCUGCUAGUCCCUCCCCACUGCAGAACUGGGUGUUGAAAAGCCCAGGAGAGGAUGGGAAGAGCUCUCUGUCCCAUGGUCCCAAGCAGGAACGAAGCAGAAGGACGUUUUGCCUGGGUUCUGUGUGUGCAGACAUUGCCAAUUCAACCCCUGGGUUCUUUCCUUACUGCCGAGGGGCAGGACAAGCGUCCGAACCUGCAAGCGCCGCGGAAAACAUUAUUAACUGGGAGCAGCAGGGAUUUUUUAUUUGGCCUGUUUAUGAUUUUCUGCUUUCAUUAUGUUGCUAUAAAGCAAACAUGCUUUGCCGUUAACAGCCCUGACCUUACUGGAGCGGGAGUACAGCUGGGGAAGCGACCCUUGGUGUGCACACCGCAGCCCUGGCACGGCGCAGGGGCUUCGCUUCCAGCUCCUGCCCUUCCUGCGUCUGCUGCAGCUUCUGCAGCGCAUUAUUUAUACCGCAGCAGAGCUCGCAGCGUGCUCAGUCCUGUCUCUGCCAAAGAGGGGAAAUCCCUGCCCUGGAAAGCAGAUGGCUGCUCCCGAGUUCAUUCGCUUCGUGGCGCUAAAGCAGGACCAUGACCUGGUGCCACCGGGUGGCCAGACCCCUGGACAAAGAGUCCCCUCUGAGAUGCCAGUGCUCACUUUAAUACUCCUGUAAAUCUUGCAAAGCCCUUUUAUACCUCUGCUAAAGAAAAACGCCAGUGCUGCAGAUGUGAAACAUCACGGCGUCAGUAUUUUUGUACCUGAAGCCUUUCAGAAGUGUCUCUCCUUAGGAGAGGUGUCCCCAAAGCAGGACUCCUCCAAGAUGCGUAGGCGAGGUUCUUAGGGGCAUGGUUCAGAGGUGGACUUGGCAGUGUUAACGGUUGGGCUUGAUGAUCUUUUCCAAGGUCUUUUCCAAGCAAAACAAUUCCAUGAUUCCAAGAUGUGCUGCACCACAUGCCCUGGGGACAGGAGCUUCUCCCCCAGCCCGUGCUGAGCUGGGGACUCUGGGUGCCCUUGCACAGGCACUGCCAGAGCCCGGUGGUCCUUUUCGGCUCCCCAGAAGAGUGAUGCUUCAUCUCCUCGUCCUGCAGCGAGGACCACAUCCCCACAUCCCUGCCUGCCUCCCCAGGUAGUGCCUGUGGCUGCGCUGGGCUGCUGGAGACCUGGCUGCAGGAGCAGGUACCGCAGGGAGGUUGGAGGCGUCGGAGGGCGAAGCAGCUGCUCUAAACACAGGCAGAAGUGGUUGUCACCAAGAUUGUGUAAGCACGGCUGGUUCCAGGGGAUUGCUCCUCCUCUCUGUCCUGUACCACUUGCUUAACUUCUUCAUGUUACACCUUCUGAGCAGCCUGCACUGGGUGACCACAUAGCAAGGGUUGGACUGGAUGAGCUUUGAUGUCCCUUCAACCCAAACUAUUCCAUGAUUUCUACCUCUCUACUGGCUCGGAUUUGGGGAGCCCCCUCUCUGGGGGCUGCUCGUGAAGGCACAAGCUGCAUCCCAGUUCGGCAGCUGUUGCUGUAUAUUAUCCCAGAGCGCUGCAGCCAGCCGGGGGGCUGGAGGCGAGACGGAGGUGAUCGAGCCCCAGCAGAUGCUGACGGGCCGGUGAGCAGCGACGGAGAGAGCGGUGCAGCCCAUGGGCUAGAGGAGGCCAGGGCCCCGCUUGGUGUCUCUGAGCAGGAUCUGGACGAGCCUGAGCUGAGUAUGCCAGAGCCGGCGCCACUCGGUGCAGACAAGAAAGCGGCGGAGAAGAAGCGAGUGGAGAAGGUGGGAGCAAAAGGCAGCGCUGCCGGCCCUCCAGUCCCCAGGAGCCUCCCGGUGCAGAGGAAGGUGGAGCCCCCCGGGCUGGACCCCGCAGAGGAGCCGCUGCUCUGGGAAGGGCUCACCCUCAACAAGUGCAUCCUGGUGGCCUCGGUCGUCGCCCUGCUCAGCGUCACUUUCCAGGUGCUCCAAGCGCCGUGCUCCAGAGAUGGAGUCAGCCCGGGCAGGCAGGACCCUCCGCCACCUCCCCUGCACGAGGUGGUCAGCGCCGAAGAGGAGGAGGUCCAAGAAGUGGUGAUGGCCCAGCCUGCCCAUCCGGAGAGCAGCAUGUUCAAGGAUGAUGAUGGUGACGGCGACGACGGUGACGAUGACAGUGAUGAUGAUGAUGAUGAUGAAGCUGACAGCAACCUGGCAGAGCCCUGGAUCUUCAAGAAGUGGUUUGGCCGCUCGACACCGGAGGAUGAGGAUGAAGAGCCUGUGGAUGUUCCUGAAGUGCCACUAGCUGUGACAGAGGUGAAAAAGAGUCAGGAGAAGAAGCCAGAGAAGACGGAGAAGGAGGAGAAGCUGGAGAAGGAGGACAAAGCCCGGGAGAAACCAGAGAAGGAGGAGAAGGAGGACACACCAGAGGAGGAGGAGAAGGAGGAGAAGCCCCGGGAGAAGAAGAAGAAGAAGAAGGAGGAGAAGGGCCGGGAGCGCCGUGCCACCCAGGAGUGGAGCAGCCGCAGGGAGGCAGGAGCCAAGGACAGGGCGCUGGGGGACAGGCCCGGCAGAGCCCUCAGGGCCCCCCGGGAGCCCAAGCAGCCGCCCCAGAAGCAGCGGGGCCGGGAGGGGAGGGAGAGGCGGCGGGAGCGGGACGAGCCCCGGCGGGAGGGCUGGAAGGGCCGUCCGGGCAGGGCCGAGGGCGGCAGGGAGAGCCCGACGCGGGACUGGCGGCAGCACAAGGGCAGGAGGCCCUGGGAGCCGGCGGCCACGCCGGGGCGGGAGGGGACAGCCCGGCACAGGGAGGGCAAGAGGCGCGACUGAGGCUGGGGCAACCAGGGGCUCGAUGGUGCCGAAUCCGGGGGGGUCCAGCCCGCUGUCAGCCCGGUGAGGGUCACCAGAGACACCCCAGCUGGCAGCACAGGCUCCAGGACCCCCAGGCAGCAGCAGAGCAGCCGGGAGCCCGACACGAGCCCCCCAGGGACUCUGGGCCCCCCUGGAUUCGAUGCACAAAGGCAACCCGAAAGGCCCGGGGGAAGGAGCUUCUCAUCUGGGCUUCGCGUUAUUUCUCCAUCCCCACCUGAAACCUCUUGUAUUUCACUUCCACUCGUGGUCCCCGAGGCACCGGGGGGGCACAGGGAUCCCAGUGAACAGAGUUUGUCUCCAGACUGUGUAGCUUUUGAAUUCAGUGAAUGGUUUUAUUUAAAGCAAGUCAAGAGAGAAGUGUAUUCUGUAUUCUGAGGCAUGUCGGGAACAAGCACCGCGCUCUCACCAGGCCCUGGUGCCACUGUCACAGGGUGGCGCGAAGCUGGUGACAAACCAGGGCUGGAGAGCCCGUCACCCGGGGGCCCCUCGGGCUUUGCCUUCACGGAGCUGCUUUUAGGAACGAAACACAAGUGCAAUAUCACACAGCGCUGAAGCAACUACAGGAGACGUUCACAGCCCCAACCCACGGCAGGUUUAAGUAUUUGCUAAAUCGAUAGAGGUUAAAAUAAACUAUUUUCAUUUUUAAUAAGA
This is a messenger RNA of Columba livia (rock pigeon), 4498 nucleotides long. RefSeq names its product cilia- and flagella-associated protein 251. The record is from RefSeq and is a predicted model, not a curated record. NCBI's taxonomy places the organism in Eukaryota, Metazoa, Chordata, Aves, Columbiformes, Columbidae. The transcript is spliced from 8 exons. The coding region runs from base 2444 to 3805 and encodes 453 amino acids.